CUAGGAGCCAUAUGCGCACCAAACCAAACCAACGCAAUUGAUACACUUAUCAUCUCGAGAAAUUUGUUGUACUACUUAACCGCGACCGUUUGCGUCUUAUAUAAAAUUCCCAAAUUUUCUCGUUUAUAUCUUUAUCGUGCAACACUACUUUGACAUUUUACAUAGGUGUGCAUAUGAAAAUGUCUGGUCGAGAAGGAGGUAAGAAAAAGCCUCUUAAGGCACCAAAAAAAGAAACAAAAGUUUUAGAUGAAGAAGAUGUGGCUUUUAAACAAAAGCAAAAGGAACAGCAAAAAGCACUGGCUGAGGCAGCAAAAAAAGCCAGUCAAAGAGGUCCUCUAGUCACCGGUGGUAUAAAAAAGUCUGGAAAGAAAUGAUUGCACACUUAUGUAGUAAAAGAAAAAAUUUGACUUACUGUGUGCAUAAAUGAUUAUAAUAAUUUCUGAACUGGUUGAAAUUUUUUUAUAAUGCUUGAGAUUUCAAAAGAAUAUUUUAUACUUGUAAAUAAAAGUGUAUAUGUAUUCUCUAUUUAAGUUUUACAGAAUUGAUGUGGGUUUACAUGUGUUACUGUUCAUUAAGAAGAUAUAACUUUUAUUAUAUGUUCAUCAAAUAUUACUGUAAAUCAUGAGGGAAACAAAAUAAUAAAGAAUGUAUAAAAUUUUGUACCAAUA
Molecule: messenger RNA, 668 nt
Organism: Pseudomyrmex gracilis
Lineage: Eukaryota; Metazoa; Arthropoda; Insecta; Hymenoptera; Formicidae
Product: translation machinery-associated protein 7 homolog
Exons: 2
Coding region: 174-374 (66 amino acids)
Source: RefSeq, a predicted model, not a curated record